Messenger RNA from Nipponia nippon (crested ibis), 738 nucleotides. The record is from RefSeq and is a predicted model, not a curated record. NCBI's taxonomy places the organism in Eukaryota, Metazoa, Chordata, Aves, Pelecaniformes, Threskiornithidae.
AUGUGUGCGGCGAGGCGGAUGCUGCUGCUGCUGCUGGCUUUCCUGGCCUACGCACUGGAUUCAGCUGCGGCGUAUGGCACGGCGGAGACCCUCUGUGGCGGGGAGCUGGUGGACACGCUGCAGUUCGUCUGUGGGGACAGGGGCUUCUACUUCAGUAGACCGGUGGGACGAAAUAACCGGCGGAUCAACCGGGGAAUCGUGGAGGAGUGCUGCUUUCGGAGCUGUGACCUGGCUCUGCUGGAAACCUACUGCGCCAAGUCCGUCAAGUCCGAGCGCGACCUCUCUGCUACGUCCCUGGCGGGCCUGCCAGCACUCAACAAGGAGAGCUUCCAGAAGCCCUCGCACGCCAAGUACUCCAAGUAUGACGUGUGGCAGAAGAAGAGCUCCCAGCGGCUGCAGCGGGAGGUGCCCGGCAUCCUGCGGGCUCGCCAGUACCGGUGGCAAGCAGAGGGGCUGCAAGCGGCCGAGGAGGCCAAGGCGCUGCACCGUCCCCUCAUCUCCCUGCCCAGCCAGAGGCCCCCAGCAGCACGAGCCUCCCCCGAAACGGCUGGCCCCCAGAAAUGAACCCUGACCAGCCGUCUCGAUUUUUGAUCUCCCGGGGGAGGGCGGGAGGACUGGCGAGACCCGGCCCCCGAGCCCCUCCGUCCCCGGGGCCACCGAGCCGAGGAGCGGGGCGGCGGGGCACUCUUACGCCGCUCUGGCCCCAACCAAACAACUAACACAGCAAGGAGGGGAUGG